AGCACAGACACAAGUUGCUAUUCAGAUCUGUAAGCAGCCAACGCAGUUAGCAAAAGCUGUGUCUGCACGUAGCCAAAGCCACCAUGGUGAACAUCACCGUGGCAAGGAUAUCCCAGUCCUUCGUCGUGCCGUCGUCCGAGCCGGCGUCGUCGGCCGAGACGCUCGAGCUGUCGGCGAUCGACCGCGUGCCGGGCCUUCGCCACACGGUGCGGUCGCUGCACGUGUUCCGCAACAAGGACUCCACCACCCGCCGGGACGAUGCUGCCAGGCCGGCGGAGGUGAUCCGUGCGGCGUUGUCCCGGGCGCUGGUGGAUUACCGCCCGUUCGCCGGCCGCUUCGUCGGCUCGGUGGUGGCAGGGGAGGCCUGCAUCGAGUGCACCGACGAUGGCGCGUGGUUCGUGGAGGCCAUCGUCGACUGCAGCCUCGAGGACGUGAACGGCCUCGAUUACCCGCUCAUGGUCUCCGAGGAAGAGCUGCUGCCCGCUCCAGAGGAAGGCGUUGACCCUACAAGUAUCCCGAUCAUGAUGCAGGUGACAGAAUUUGCUUGUGGAGGAUUUGUGGUCGGGCUGGUAGCAGUCCACACCCUUGCUGAUGGGCUCGGCGCAGCCCAAUUCAUCAACACAAUUUCUGAGUUUGCUCGUGGAAUGGAAAAGCCUACAGUAGCACCCAUAUGGGGUCGGGCUUUAAUACCGAACCCACCUAAACUGCUUCCUGGGACACCACCGUCCUUCAAGUCCUUUGGGUUCCAACACUUCACUGUGGAUGUGACGUCUGACCGCAUUGCCUAUGUUAAGGCCCAGUAUUAUCAGGCCACUGGACAGUACUGUUCCACCUUUGAUGUUGCCAUUGCCAAGGUUUGGCAAGCAAGAACCAAGGCAAUGAAGUACAACUUGGAGUCUGAAGUUCAUGUUUGCUUCUUUGCCAACACCCGCCACCUCCUCACUCAGGUGCUACCUAAGAAUAGGGGCUUCUAUGGUAAUUGCUUCUAUCCAGUUUCUGUGACGGCUACUGCUGAGGAUGUUACCACUGCUGGAUUGCUUGAUGUGAUUAGGAUGAUACGGAAUGGGAAGGCUAGGCUUCCCCUAGAGUUUUCCAAAUGGGCAGCAGGGGAUGUGAAUGUAGAUCCAUACCAAUUGACAUUUGAGCACAAUGUGUUGUUUGUGUCUGAUUGGACGAGACUUGGGUUCUUUGAGGUUGACUAUGGGUGGGGUGCACCAAACCAUAUCGUACCAUUCACUUAUGCAGACUACAUGGCAGUGGCGGUUCUUGGGGCUCCACCUUCACCGAAGAAGGGAACUCGAAUUAUGACACAGUGUGUGGAGGAGAAGCAUCUCAUGGACUUCAAGGAUGAGAUGAAGGCCUUCUUUUAGGGGCUUGUCUUAUAUCUUUAAGGUGCUAUGUGUUUCUAUGUAUGAUGGUUUGGAAUAAAAUUGUUGUUGACCAGUAGCCUAAUUGGUCAUAAGAAAUGUAACAUUAUUCUCUACGGAGUUAAGCCAUGAUUUAUAUAUAUCUACAAACCUACCACCUUUGGAAAACAA
This is a messenger RNA of Panicum hallii, 1538 nucleotides long. RefSeq names its product acyl transferase 5-like. The coding region runs from base 84 to 1370 and encodes 428 amino acids. The transcript is spliced from 2 exons. Lineage: Eukaryota; Viridiplantae; Streptophyta; Magnoliopsida; Poales; Poaceae. The record is from RefSeq and is a predicted model, not a curated record.